Molecule: messenger RNA, 1270 nt
Organism: Zonotrichia leucophrys gambelii
Lineage: Eukaryota; Metazoa; Chordata; Aves; Passeriformes; Passerellidae
Product: zinc finger protein 501-like
Exons: 4
Coding region: 1-1257 (418 amino acids)
Biological process (GO): regulation of DNA-templated transcription
Molecular function (GO): DNA-binding transcription factor activity, RNA polymerase II-specific; RNA polymerase II cis-regulatory region sequence-specific DNA binding
Source: RefSeq, a predicted model, not a curated record
AUGGGACGAAUUUGGGCAAAUAGAGGGGGACAAAGGCCCGGGGGGCCCCGAGAGCGCCGGGCGGGACUGUGCCGCGUGCAGAGCCCGCCCCUGGCUGCAAUUGGGCGAUGGUGCCGUCAGUCGUGGUUGCGGCGCGCCGAUUGGUGGGAGCGGGGCGGAGCAGAGUCUCGGUGGUGGGCUGAGGGCGGCCGAGGCUGGGCAGCGGCGCCAUUGUCGGAGCGGCGGCGGCGGCCGGAGCGCGGUGAGUCGGCGGCGGAGCUCGGAGGCGGCCGCAGCGCAGGAUUUCCCAUUGCCAAGGCCUGGGAGGCUGCGAGGAAGAGGAAGAUGCCCCGGGACACUGAGGCAGAGCAGGAGCUGAGCAUGGAGAGCAGGGAGGACAAAUGCCCACGGCAGAACCUGGUGGAAGAGGCCGUUUUGAGCAGCUCCACGGCACAGGAAGCCAAUGGGGAGGAAAAGCCCCGGAGAUGCCGCACGAGGAGGGGCUGCAAACGCAGCCGGCGGGGAUCUGAGGGGGAAAGAGCCAGCCUGGGCCGGGAAGGCGGCCGGAGACGGAGCCAGAGCUCGGAGCUGGUGCUCCAUGAGCAGCUCCAUGAUGGGGAGAAGCCCCACACGUGCAUGGAGUGUGGGAAGAGCUUCAGCCGGAGCUCCAGCCUGAUCAUGCACCAGAGGAUCCACACUGGGGAGAAGCCCUAUGAGUGUGGGGAGUGUGGGAAGAGCUUCAGAGACAGCUCCAACCUGAUCAGCCACCAGAGGAUCCACACUGGGGAGAAGCCCUAUGAGUGUGGGGAGUGUGGGAAGAGCUUCAGAGUGGGCUCCAGCCUGAUCGUGCACCAGAGGACCCACACUGGAGAAAGGCCAUACAAGUGUUCCGAGUGUGGGAUGUGCUUCAGCCAGAGCUACAACCUGAUCACGCACCAGAGGACCCACACUGAGGACAGGCCCCAUGAGUGUUCCAAGUGUGGGAAGAGGUUUAAGACCAGCUCUGUUCUCCUCCAACACUGUCGGAUUCACAGAGAGGAGAGGCCCUUCCAAUGCCCCAACUGUGGGAAAGGAUUCACGUGCAACUCCCACCUCAUCACCCACCAGCGCAUCCACACUGGGGAGAGGCCCUACGAGUGUGAUAAAUGCAGGAAGAGGUUUCCGACCAGCUCUGGUCUCCUCCAGCACUAUCGGAUUCACACAGAGGAGAGGCCCUUCCGCUGUUCCGACUGCGGGAAGGGAUUUGAUGCCAAAUUUUGCCCCAAACAGGCAGAGUGACUGCCUAAUCAGA